GUCUGGCAAGUUUCAACGCUGCAACUAACGCUCUUACUUUUUUAAUGCCAUGGCAGACGACCGUCCAGCAUGGAUGACAGACGACCUCGACGAAGAAUGGAUAGAUGAAGAUGAAGCCUCUUCCAUGGGCACACAGUCCAUCUCUCUAACAACUCCGUUACCCGGUUACUUGCGAACCCCAAGUCAAGCUCAAGAGGAAACUGAGCCACUUCCACCAGCAUCCGAACCAGUUGGUACGUUUCUGAUCCGCGAGGAUAUAGCUCCAUCUCUCUUGCCAAAAACUCCCGGCCGACAACCCAAGAGGGGCAUCAUCAAAGACUUCUUCAGUCCACUAGCACUCGAGAAAAUGUUCGAGCCACCUUCACCACCUCCUUCGAAGUCAACUGCACUUACACUCCAAUCUGCUCCGACGGUUCCCUCUCGCCUAUGUCAGACAUACACGCCAAAUGACUCACAGGUAGACCUCGAGCUACCAGGCCAGCCCACGGCGGUACCCUCCCUCAAUUCACUGGCUCCGCCAGCCUCUAGCAUGGAAUGCAGAUUUACUUUUGCUGUUCCCCACACCAAUGGUAGUGUUCCCCAGGCAGAAAGCACGCCAGGUGUUUACAGCAUCGCACGACCUCCCAUGACAGACCCACGCCUACGUCUUUUUCAGCUUCAAUACGACACAUUCACGCGUGAUCACCUAUCGGCGAUGGUUGAUUCAAUAGCGCCUUCUGGUGAAAGCACAGAAGGCAAUGGUUCUUCCAGGAGCAUUCCACGCUUAGCAUUGGUGAACAUACAAGAGGCCACCGUCUCAGAUGACACACCUAUUCGCAGCAUUAAACGGGUGAAACUCAGCCCUCCAAGCCAUUAUGGUGAAGGCGAUGGCGCGGGUGCUACCAUUGCGAGGCCAAUGGUUUCAAGUUCGAGGGUGGAUUAUGUCGGCGAGUCUCGUUCCCUCAUGCAACAAAUCAAGGCCGCACGCGAUUUCUCAACGAUAUCUACUGCGGCAGGUUCGCAGUCCCCCUCAAGUCCAGCAGAUAAUAGAGCCGAGGCUCUUAACACGCAAUCAAAGUCACCAGGAACUGGUACCUCUUUCCUCCGUGUCGCUGACGAUCGCAGUGCAGCUACCACAAGUUCAUCGACAGCCGUAACUGCUCCCAGCAACCAUUCCUCUUUGGCAUACCGUUAUCAAGCAGCGACGUUGAUGGAGCAGAUUAAAAACGAUAUCCGAGGUUCUAAGCGUCUUUUCUCGGGUGCCACCGACGUAUCCCAUGUCACCCACGCAGAUGAGGUCUCGCGUAUCGAACGCUCAUGCAGCAGCGCAUGGUCUGUAUCCGAAGUUAAGGACAAUGCAGGCAAGAAGAAGGCCAAUAAGUUUGGGUCUCCCCGAAGGACGUCCUCUUCCUCCAGGAGCUACCGCAGUCCCCGGAAAACAUCGCGCCAUACCAUCAUUGAGGAUGCUGACCGAACCCUGGAGCACGAAAUGUCCAAUAUGUCGAUCGAAGCACCCUGGCAAGAGCCAGUUGCAUUGAUGUCUGUUACGCCCACCGUAGGCCUCGAUAACGUCCCACACAUUCGAAUAACUCCUUCGACAAGCCAGGAAUCUAUUGUGCAUCUAUCUGCACAGAUCCCUCCUUCGUAUCUCUCAUCCUCGAUUCGCUCUGGCUCCAACGAAGAUAUUAACAGGAUGGUAUCCUCCAGUACAGCUUCUGGAACCAUAACCACCACGAGCAGUGCACCCUCCAUCGCACCGUCGGAUAUACCAGCUCUUCCAGAGAGGGUUGGCCGCAUGGUCUACGACAAGGACCUCAUGAAGUGGGUGAGGGCAGCUUCGCGUGUGGUCUCAGAUGCCGAGGACCAGCGCGAUCAGACAAGUGGCACAGGUACAGAUGGAGACAGUGAGGAUCCAUUCAAAGACAUAGAGAGCCUGAAGGAAGAUGACUCCAGGGAUACACAUAGGAGUGCGCGCGUCGAUGUUGAAGUGGAGGUCCCUGAACCUGGAGGAGAGCAGGAUGAAGUGGAAAUGAGUCGUAUCGAGGAGGACGUGGAGUUGAAUGAUCAGGAAGAAGUAGACCUAACGUCCUUCUCCUUCGACGGGCCAUCGGUCGCAGCUAUUCGCAUUGUGCCAUCGGACGAUUCAGAAGACGACGGAGUGCAGACAAGCGAUUCUGAGUCAGACGACCAGGAUGGAGCUAUCCUUGGAAGUGAAGGCGAGCACGCUGCUGCCGUCUUCGAAUCGGAAGACGAAUGCUCGCCUGAGCCGCAAGCGGUUACCCCGGUUGCGCCACACUGCCGGUCAUCAUCCCUCAUUACCCCAAUGCCCCGCUCGGCACUGAAGAGCACCAGCGUCACCCCCAUGUCAGCAUUGAAGGACCCGAACCGCGAGCGGCACCGUACCCCAGCUCAACGUCUUGGCCACCGCCGUUCCGUAAGCUUUUCUGAUGGAAAAAGAGAUGGGCCCAUUCGGGGUCUGAACCCGAAAGGCCACGAGAGUGAUGACGACGUUGCUAGUCUUGGUACGAGCGCCUCAGAGCAGGACCCCGCACAGGGGCUAUUCAUACCCUCGGCAAGGUCCAGGCGCAUAGCGGAGAUGAUGCAGAACCUAGAAAGUCCUGGCUUUGAUAACGUCUCCCCGACCAAAUCGUCGAAUUCGGGCCGUCCGCCGACCGAAGAACUUCAGCCUUUUGCUGUGCGGCCGAAUAGCCAGAUGGCCGCUGGCGAUUGCAGCGGAUCAACGCGUCGAGUUUUCUCAAUGUCGCAGAAGAGUCGUUUAAGUGGAAAAGAUCAGAAGACGAACGCUACUUUCUUGACUGAGUGCUCCUUUGGAUUGGCGCACGACCGACUGGUGCAGGUGAUCACGGAUGUACAGCCUUUUGAGCCAUACUGGGAAGAAUUGCACACUAUUGAUCUUUCCCGUAAGUCGUUGGAUGGGGUGAGUCGGCUGAAGGAAUUCCUACCGAAGCUGGAUUCUCUUGUAUUAAAUUAUAACCAGCUGUCAUGGCUGAGCGGCAUUCCCAAUUCCGUGCGGACGCUUUCUGUCUCUCACAACUUACUGACAGGUGUCACUUCAUUUAGUCACUUGCAGAAUAUCGAAAGUCUCGACAUAAGUCAUAAUGACAUAGAUUCCUUAACACAAUUACAGUGUCUUCGGCACUUGAGGGAGCUACGAGCUGAUGGCAAUGCUAUCGCCAGCAUGGACGGCCUUCAGAAAUUAGAUGGGCUGACGAAACUCAGUUUGCAAGGCAACCAAAUACGAGACGCGGAUUUUGGCAAGUUCCGAUGGCCACGUUUGGAGAUGCUAAACCUGAGCGGGAACCAUAUAUGCAAGGUCCUGAACUUGGCAUCAAGCCUACCUGCAUUAAUUGCGCUGAAUAUCGACAAUAAUACAGUGGAUAAUAUUGAUUCUGGUGGCUUAAUGCCGAGGCUGCGCAUCCUACGAGCGAGUAGCAACCGACUCAAGCGCCUGAACGUUGCUCCAUUCCCAAACCUCCGCACGCUCUACGUGGACAAUAAUUCGCUUGACUCUCUCGUAAAGGCGGAACGCCUAGGAAAACUGGAAAACCUUAGCAUGCGAAAUCAGACUUCCUGCGCUUUCUAUCUUUCAACGCGCCAGUUCCGCGAUGUGAAACGACUAUACCUCUCUGAGCCAUGUUACAAUCUGGUGUACCUUGAGGUAGCCGGUUGCAGGUUGACCACUCUCCCACACGAUCUCGCGCGUCUAGCGCCAAACCUGAGAGUCCUGAAUCUCAACUAUAACUUUUUGAACGACGCUGUUCCCUUGGAGGGACUCACUAGACUUAAGAAGCUCACCAUGAUUGGUUCUCGCUUGAAGGGGACUAAACCGCUGAUCCGCAUAUUACAGCAGAUGCCUGAUGUGGAAAUGCUCGAUUUUAGGAUGAACCCCUGUACGCUUGGGUGGUAUCUCCCACUUCUGGUGAAAGACCUACCAGGGGCAUUGCAACCAUCUGAGAGGAACGGUACUAGGGAGGAAGAGGACGGUCAGUCCAGGGGUGAGAAGGGAAGCACAGAAUAUGGAUGGCAAGAACUGGACUCGAAGUUCCGCCGGGACCUCCCGGAUGAUGCAUAUGUCGGCCGCCUUGCAUACCGAGGUUUGGUCAUGCGCGCAUGUCCCCGAAUUGGGAUGUUAGACGGUGUCGAGGUGUCGGAGAAGGAACGGACGAAGGCUGAUCAACUGCUGCAGGGUGUGAUGGCGAAGAGUAAAAUUAAGGGGGCCAAGGGGAAGUCAGGGACGGCAGUGAUAAUCGGCGCUGGUGGCACAAAAUGAUUCCUAGCGACUGACUUCACUGCAUGAUCGAUUUGGGAAGUUUGCUUUGGGUAGUACUAUUUGCGGUGCGGUGUUUGUAGAUAAUCUAUCAUACGCUUGGUAUCCUCCAUCUAGUAUUCUCUUGCGGAGCUUUGUUACGUAGAGGGAACGAGU
This is a messenger RNA of Suillus paluster, 4423 nucleotides long. RefSeq lists its product as uncharacterized. NCBI's taxonomy places the organism in Eukaryota, Fungi, Basidiomycota, Agaricomycetes, Boletales, Suillaceae. Gene Ontology annotation, molecular function: protein binding. Bases 50 to 4270 code for a protein of 1406 amino acids. The record is from RefSeq and is a predicted model, not a curated record. The transcript has 13 exons.